AUGGAUCUGAAGGACAGCACCAGCGAGGGCAGCAUGGGCAGCCUGCAGCCUUCCAGCAUCCAGAUCUUUGCCAACACCUCCACGCUCCACGGGAUCCGCCACGUCUUCGUCUACGGACCGGUGACCAUCCGGCGCCUGCUCUGGACCUUGGCCUUUGUGGGCUCCCUGGGUCUCCUCCUGGUGGAGAGCUCCGACCGGGUGGCUUUCUACUUCUCCUACCAGCACGUGACCAAAGUGGACGAGGUGGUGGCCAACAGCUUGGUCUUCCCUGCUGUCACCAUCUGUAACCUCAACGAGUUUCGCUUCUCCCGGCUCACCACCAACGACCUGUACCACGCCGGGGAGCUCCUGGCUCUGCUGGAUGUCAACCUGCAGAUCCCCAACCCUCACCUGGCCGACCCAGCCGUCUUGGCUAUCCUCCAGGAGAAGGCCAACUUUAAGCAGUACAAACCCAAAGUUUUCAACAUGCAGGAGUUCUUGGCGAGGGUUGGCCAUGACCUGAAGGAUAUGAUGCUGUACUGCAAGUUCAAAGGCCAAGAGUGCAACCAUGAGGACUUCAAAACUGUGUUUACAAAGUAUGGGAAAUGCUACAUGUUCAACUCAGGAGAAGAAGGACGACCUCUGCUUACCACGGUGAAGGGUGGGACAGGCAAUGGGCUGGAGAUCAUGCUGGACAUACAGCAGGAUGAGUAUUUGCCCAUAUGGGGAGAGACAGAGGAGACAACAUUUGAGGCUGGAGUCAAAGUGCAGAUCCACAGCCAGUCUGAGCCACCCUUUGUCCAGGAGCUGGGGUUUGGGGUGGCCCCUGGAUUCCAGACCUUUGUGGCCACUCAAGAGCAAAGGCUGACCUACCUGCCUCCGCCCUGGGGUGAGUGCCGCUCGUCGGACUUGGGCUUAGACUUCUUUCCCGUUUACAGCAUCACAGCCUGCAGGAUCGACUGUGAGACUCGCUACAUCGUGGAGAACUGCAACUGCAGGAUGGUGCACAUGCCAGGGGAUGCUCCCUUCUGCACCCCAGAGCAGUACAAGGAGUGUGCAGAGCCUGCUCUUGGUUUGCUUGCUGAGAAGGACAGCAAUUACUGCAUCUGCAGGACACCCUGCAACCUGACCAGGUACAACAAAGAGCUCUCCAUGGUCAAGAUACCCAGCAAGACCUCAGCCAAGUACCUGGAGAAGAAAUUCAACAAGUCAGAAAAAUACAUCUCAGAGAAUAUUCUUGUGCUGGACAUAUUUUUUGAGGCACUCAACUAUGAGACAAUUGAGCAGAAGAAAGCCUACGAAGUGGCAGCCUUACUUGGUGACAUUGGAGGCCAGAUGGGGCUGUUCAUCGGUGCUAGCAUCCUCACUAUCCUGGAGCUCUUCGAUUAUAUCUAUGAGCUCAUCAAGGAGAAAUUAUUAGACCUACUUGGAAAGGAGGAAGAGGAAGGGAGCCAUGAUGAAAACGUGAGCACUUGUGACCCCAUGCCAAACCAUUCAGAGAGUGUCAGCCACACUGUGAACGUGCCCCUGCAGGCCACCCUGGGAACGCUGGAGGAGAUCGCCUGCUGA
Indicator indicator is the source of this 1548-nucleotide messenger RNA. RefSeq names its product acid-sensing ion channel 2. Gene Ontology annotation, cellular component: membrane. Lineage: Eukaryota; Metazoa; Chordata; Aves; Piciformes; Indicatoridae. The coding region runs from base 1 to 1548 and encodes 515 amino acids. The transcript is spliced from 10 exons. Gene Ontology annotation, molecular function: ligand-gated sodium channel activity. The record is from RefSeq and is a predicted model, not a curated record. Gene Ontology annotation, biological process: sodium ion transmembrane transport.